AUGAUUAUUGGAUCAUUCAACAUUAGAGGGGGUGGCAAUGCUCUUAAGAGGAGAAGAAUUAGUUCUUUGGUGAUUAAGAGUAAAGCGGAUAUUUUUUUCAUUCAAGAGACAAAAUUGACUAACAUGCAUGACUUUGUGGCGAAGAUUUUUUGGAAUCGUAAAGACAUAGGUUUUUCGUAUUCUAAUUCUUUGGGUAGAUCGGGAGGCCUUUUAACAUUGUGGAAAGAGGAUAUGUUUGAUGUUUUAUUGAGCUUUAAAGGGGAGGGUUUUCUUGGUGUGAAAGUGUGCAAGAAUAAUAACUUCUUUUAUUUGAUUAAUGUGUAUUCUUCUUGUGAGAUUGUCAAAAAGAGAAGAUUAUGGAGUAAGCUUUUGGAGUUGAAACAAAUUUUCAAUGAUGGCGAAUGGAUUAUAGGAGGCGAUUUUAAUGCUAUUAAGGUGCGGGAGGAGAGGAAAGGUAGAGGUGUUUUAUCUAAUGCUAAUGCAGCGAUUGAGUUUGCGGAGUUUAUUGAGAAAAGCUUGUUGGUGGAUGUUCCUUGUAAGGGAAAAAUAUUCUUGGUAUAG
Molecule: messenger RNA, 561 nt
Organism: Vicia villosa (hairy vetch)
Lineage: Eukaryota; Viridiplantae; Streptophyta; Magnoliopsida; Fabales; Fabaceae
Exons: 1
Coding region: 1-561 (186 amino acids)
Biological process (GO): base-excision repair
Cellular component (GO): nucleus
Molecular function (GO): phosphoric diester hydrolase activity; endonuclease activity; DNA-(apurinic or apyrimidinic site) endonuclease activity
Source: RefSeq, a predicted model, not a curated record